GGAAUACUCUUUGCAGUAUUUGUCAUUCUUGUUAUGUUAAUUCUGUUCAUAUCUGAAAAUAUGUUUGUUGGAAUUUUCCUUCCAGUUCAAGUGGUGUUCACGUUGCGGAUCGAUAAACAACCGAUAUUAUAUGAGUGUCAUUUGGAAGAUUUACCAUUGAUCAGCGAACAAGAGUACAAUUAUUUGAUCAAAUACUUCUCCUUUGACAUAUAUGCGCAAAAUUUUAUAAAGUCACUCGGUGCGGAAACUAUUGUUAAGGCUACUUUACCGUCUCGAGGUACGGUUCAUUAUGCUUAUCCAGACUGGGAAGCGCAAUUAAUGCAGUUGGCAAACGAGUCCACAAACGGACUGAAAUUGAAAUUUCGAAUUUAUCUGCGAAGAAUGCGUAUCCAGGAACAGACUGACAAUUUACUGAAAAAAACGGAUACAACACCGCUGGAAACUGCUCGUGAAUGGGAAAUGGAAAUAGAGCGACAGGAGUUGAAACAUUUUGCAGAUGUACUUAAAUCAUCAAACUGCUCAGAUAUUUUCGAAAUAGAUAUUUCGGAAAUAAUUCGACCACUGAUCACUGUACCCAACGGUGGUCUAAUGUAUGAAAAUCCAACCAUCAGUGAAGAUCAAUUCAAUCACCGUUUCGCUUAUUUCAAUUAUUCAUUUAAAUAUAUCACAAGAUUAAUGUUAAAACCAGACUGUGCAACUCGUGUAGAGGGAGUUUCGGUACCGCAUAUUGUUACGUUGGAACAAUAUGGCGUUAGCCAUGAUGGUUCGAUGAUUGGCGCAAUGGGCGCACCACGAUUUUUAUUUUUUGUCUCUAAAGUUUCUUCAAGCUAUCUAAGACUUUUGAAUAUUUCUACUCCGUCAUUGGUAAUGACAUUUGCAAUGGUGUACUUGCUUAGCUUUAAGCUGCGCGAUAUACUGAUGACAAAGCCAUUUGAGCUCACUUUUCGAGAAUUGGGUGAUCCAAGUCGUUUAAUACGACUUUGCGCUAGUAUAAGUAUAGGGCCAAUGAAGCAUGCUUUUCACGAAGAUUCUGCAGGGAAUGCCUGUUCAAACUGUCAAAUUAUGCAAUUUAAAGUAGAAAUUCGCAACGCCAAACUCAAUGAACUGCAAGCAAAACGUAAAGAGCGUACUGAUAGUCAUAUUUCCAACAUUUCAAAAAUGGACGGAGACGCGAGGAAAAGUGCUAAGAUGUUUGCUCGUACCACAAAGAUGAUUAAUUGGGAGACUCGAUAUCUACGUAACGUUGAACGCAAAAUUCUCACUCUGAAUUUGGCGUUACAGAAAAACUGUAACGAAGGUGUGGAACUAUUGGCAGUGAAGGAGAAUGUGGAAAAAAGAUUCAAGGAAGAACACGAGAAACAAAAGAGAGAAAUGGAAAAUGCUGCAAGAAAAAGGCUAGAGGAGGGAAAGCGACAAUGCCAUUUGAAGGCUGUAGAAAUCGUUCAAUUUGAACGUAUGCUCAAAAAAGCUCACGAAGAGAAUAUGGAACUUUGCUAUCGCUUUCAUAGAGCUGUUAAUUCUCUUCAAAGCGUGAAAUUUGCUGCAGAAGAACCUGCAAAUUUCCAACACCACUUAGAAGAGAAGUUAAGUGAUCUUGUGAAGAAAUUUCGAAAUGAGGCAAAUAAUUCGGAAACAAAGGUGAUGAAGUAUGUAUUAAAUUAUUUUGAGGCUGCAGUGGAAGUUAUCCUAAGUGAUGAGCCUCAUCUCUGCUAUUUGAUCAGAUCAAGCACAGCCUUGGCUUUAGUAAGGAGUGAAGAAACAAAUGAAAGGCUCCAAAUAACGACCGCAAGUAGCAAUGCGAACGAGAAAUCUGUUAGGAAGGAAAAGAAGAAAGCUUUGGCGGUGCGAAUUCGCAUAGAAUUUCUUUUGCAUAAUUAUUGUGUACAAAAUGGUUCAAUUGUUGGUGAUGAUCGUUGUUGA
Loa loa (African eye worm) is the source of this 1920-nucleotide messenger RNA. RefSeq lists its product as hypothetical. NCBI's taxonomy places the organism in Eukaryota, Metazoa, Nematoda, Chromadorea, Rhabditida, Onchocercidae. The record is from RefSeq and is a predicted model, not a curated record. The transcript has 14 exons. The coding region runs from base 34 to 1920 and encodes 628 amino acids.